CAUGCCGCUGCCGCCCAAGGAGAGCAACCUCUUCAAGCGCGUCCUGAAAUGUUACGAACAAAAACAAUACAAAAAUGGACUCAAGUUCUGCAAGAUGAUCCUCUCCAAUCCAAAAUUUGCUGAGCACGGCGAGACAUUGGCUAUGAAAGGACUUACGUUGAAUUGCUUAGGGAAGAAAGAAGAAGCGUAUGAAUUUGUUCGCAAAGGUCUUCGAAAUGAUGUUAAAAGUCAUGUCUGUUGGCAUGUGUACGGCCUCUUGCAGCGCUCGGAUAAAAAAUACGAUGAAGCAAUUAAGUGCUAUCGAAAUGCUCUCAAAUUGGAUAAGGACAAUCUACAAAUCCUAAGAGACCUCUCGCUGUUGCAGAUCCAAAUGCGGGACCUUGAAGGAUACAGAGAGACCCGUUAUCAGCUACUACAGCUGCGGCCCACUCAGAGGGCUUCAUGGAUUGGAUAUGCCAUCGCAUAUCAUUUGCUAAAAGAUUAUGACAUGGCCUUAAAACUUCUGGAAGAGUUUAGAAAAACACAACAGAUUCCUCCUAAUAAAAUAGACUAUGAAUAUAGCGAAUUAAUACUGUACCAGAACCAAGUGAUGAGAGAAGCAGAUUUGUUUCAAGAGUCUCUGGAUCAUAUCGAAACCUACGAGAAGCAAAUAUGUGAUAAACUCAUGACAGAAGAAAUCAAAGGAGAAAUGUUUUUGAAGUUGGGAAGACUAAAGGAAGCUUCUGAAGUAUACAGAGAGCUUCUUGAGCGAAAUGCAGAAAACUGGCAUUACUACGAAGGCCUGGAAAGAGCCCUGCAGCCACGUACUUUAGAAGACAGGCUACACGUGUAUGAAGAGAUAAGCAAGCGGCACCCGAGAGCCGUUUCACCUAGAAGAUUACCUUUAAACUUUGUCACAGGUGAAAAGUUUAGAGAGCAAUUGGAUAAGUGGCUGAGGGUUAACUUCAGUAAAGGCUGCCCACCCUUGUUUACCACUUUGAAAUCUUUAUAUUACAAUACAGAAAAGGUUUCUACAGUCCAAGAACUUGUUACUGGUUAUGAAGUGUCUCUGAAAACGUGUGACUUGUUUAGUCCGUACGAAAACAGUGAGCGAGAACCCCCGACGACUCUUCUUUGGGUCCGCUAUUUCCUCUCCCAGCACUUUGACAAACUGGGUCAGUUUUCGGUGGCCUUGGAUUACAUUAAUUCCGCCAUUGCAAGUACGCCGACAUUAAUAGAGCUGUUUUAUCUAAAAGCCAAAAUUUACAAGCACGUUGGCAAUCUCAUGGAGGCGGCCAGGUGGAUGGACGAAGCACAGUCCUUGGACACGGCGGACAGAUUCAUCAACUCCAAGUGCGCAAAGUACAUGCUGAGAGCGAAUAUGGUGAAAGAGGCCGAGGAGAUGUGCUCCAAGUUCACAAGGGAAGGGACCUCUGCGAUGGAGAACCUCAACGAGAUGCAGUGCAUGUGGUUCCAGACUGAAUGUGCCUUAGCUUUUCAGAGGUUGGGAAAAUACGGAGAGGCCUUGAAGAAGUGCCACGAAGUAGAAAGGCACUUCUUUGAGAUAACUGAUGAUCAGUUUGACUUCCACACGUACUGCAUGAGAAAGAUGACGCUGCGUGCCUACGUUGACCUCUUGAGGCUGGAGGACAUUCUUAGGAAACACGCCUUCUACUUCACAGCUGCUCGGGCAGCCAUUGAAAUCUACUUGAAGCUUCACGACAGUCCUCUGGCCAAUGAAAGCAAAGAACAGGAAGUAAAUUCAGAAAACCUUUCUGCCAAGGAACUGAAGAAAAUGCUUAGUAAACAAAGACGCGCGCAGAAGAAAGCAAAGCUUGAAGAGGAGAGAAAGCACGCAGAAAGAGAGAGGCAGCAAAAGAACCAGAAAAAGAAACGAGACGAGGAAGAGGAGGAAACAAGCGGGCCCAAGGAAGAACUCGUUCCUGAAAAACUGGAAAGGGCUGAUAAUCCAUUAGAGGAAGCGAUUAAAUUCCUUAUACCGCUUAAGAAUCUCGCUGCAGAUAACAUUGACAUGCAUCUGUUAGCAUUUGAAAUAUAUUUCAGGAAAGGUAAUUUUUUAUUAAUGUUGCAGUCAGUGAAAAGAGCUUUUGCCAUCGACGGCAAUAACCCCUGGCUACAUGAAUGUUUGAUUAAAUUUUCCAAGUGUGUGUCUGAUCACAGCAAUUUAUCAGAAGUCGUGAACAAAGUCCUCACCCAAGAAAUGCAGAAGAUCUUCAUUAGUAAAGAUUUGGAAAGUUUUAAUGAAGAGUUCCUCAAACGCAAUCCUACCUCCAUUCAGCAUCAGCUGUCAGGUGCCAAAAUGAUGUAUUUCCUGGAUAGCUCAAGACAAGAGAAAGCUAUCGCCAUCGCUACGAGAGCAGAUGAAACUAUGAGAGACAAAAAUGUGAAGACUUUAACAAAGGUUUUGGAGUCCUUACGAGACGGCAGCUUUGGAACAUGCCACGUCCAGAGUAACGAGUAUCGGAUAGCAUGCCACAAACUGUUUCCUUUAGCCUCCGCCUUUAUGCCUCUCACGAACGAAGAUGAUGGUUGCUUUGCGCCCGUGAAUCAUACAGCCCUUAAUCACGACGUGCUGUCCAACGAAAUUUGAAAAG
Molecule: messenger RNA, 2594 nt
Organism: Euleptes europaea (tarantolino)
Lineage: Eukaryota; Metazoa; Chordata; Lepidosauria; Squamata; Sphaerodactylidae
Gene: NAA16
Product: N-alpha-acetyltransferase 16, NatA auxiliary subunit
Exons: 20
Coding region: 2-2590 (862 amino acids)
Biological process (GO): N-terminal peptidyl-methionine acetylation
Cellular component (GO): cytoplasm; NatA complex
Molecular function (GO): protein-N-terminal amino-acid acetyltransferase activity; protein binding
Source: RefSeq, a predicted model, not a curated record